This is a messenger RNA of Lontra canadensis (Northern American river otter), 1683 nucleotides long. RefSeq names its product TATA-box binding protein associated factor, RNA polymerase I subunit D (gene TAF1D). Gene Ontology annotation, biological process: regulation of DNA-templated transcription. NCBI's taxonomy places the organism in Eukaryota, Metazoa, Chordata, Mammalia, Carnivora, Mustelidae. The record is from RefSeq and is a predicted model, not a curated record. Gene Ontology annotation, cellular component: nucleoplasm; RNA polymerase transcription factor SL1 complex; nucleus.
GUGCUGCCUUGUGUCUGGAUGCAGAUGUUAAAAUUAGGCGUUAUGGACAAGUACACAUUUUGUGAUUUUUCGUGAGUGCGAGGUGAGCAUUUCUGACGCCUUCCGUGCAGGAGGUGAGAGAAACUACAUCACGUUUACUGAAUUGUCAGAAUUCUGAAGCAAAUUACAAGUGGUGAAUAAACAAUUUGGAGAAGGACUUGGGAGAGUAUGUAACGGGAAUGAAAUUUUCUCAACUCUGUAAUGGCAUCUAAUUCAGCUGUGGAAAUUGACAGUGAGAGUGAUAGCUCUUCUUCUGGUAGCAGCUUAUUUAAAACUCAGUGUGUCCCUUACUCACCUAAAAGGGUGCAAAGAAACCGUACUAGAAAGUUUGUUCAUUCACCUAAAGUUGCUCAAGCAAGGGAUUCAUCUAGUGACUCAUCUUUCGAACCAAGACCAUUGACUUUAAAAGCUAUUUUUGAGAGAUUCAAAAAAAGAAAACGUAAAAAGAAGAAAUACAAACCAACAGGAAGACCAAGAGGAAGACCAACAGGGAGAAAAAACAGUAGACGUUCCCAAAUAAAUAAGAAACAAGUUCAAGACAAAGGAUCUGGGUUCCCAUUUUUAGAAUCCGAGAAUGCAAGAAAACCAUUACCUUGGAGAAAGAUUUUAACCUUUGAGCAAGCAGUGGCAAGAGGAUUUUUCAACUACCUUGAAAAACUGAAGUAUGAAUACUACCUCAAGGAAUCCUUGAAACAAAUGAAUGUUGGUGAAGAUUUAGAAAAAGAAGAUUUUGACAGUCGUAGAUACAAAUACUUGGACGAUGAUGGAGCUCUCUCGCCUAUUGAAGAGUCCGAAACAGAGGAUGGGUCUGCAACAAAUCUUGAACAAAAUGACGAAUGUGAUAUCAAAUUGGUGGACCAUAAUGAUUUCAUUAUAAGUUCUCAAGUACCAAAGAUGAAGAAUGUGUAUUUAGAACAAGAGGAAUGUACUGAAGAAGCUGCUUUGUCAAAAAGAGCAUCAAAGUCUAAAAACAUUGGACAGAGGAUAGAAUGGUCUGAAAAGAGCUAGGAAUAUGAAUGUUAAAGUAAAUAGAAGAGAGAAAACAGCUUUUCAUAGAAAGUAAAGAUGAUAAAUACAAAUACAUAUGUUGGUGUAGUGAUAAAAGAGAACCUGCUAAGGAAAGAAGAAAAUCUGAACAAGUUCGUGAAACUCCUAAAGAAUUACUAGAAAAAAUAUUUUAAAACACAGUGAAAUUAUCACAGAAAAUUGAGGCUUGCAUAGCAGAAAUAAUCACUUGAGAAAUCAUAAACAGAAGAUCCAUUUUGCCUAUACUUGUUCAUUUCAGGGUAAGCACUUCCAGGUGUUCGUUGUGCAUUCAAAUCAAGGAAGUACAGAGAUUGUAAUCCUGAAACAGUAAUCACUAAUGAUGGACAACCAACCAUCCAUUCCUCAAGAGUACCCGAAACCAUUUUGAUGGCUAUUUCACUCAAAAAAGUGACCUUUAGCUUCAAAUGUAUAGUACUGUAAUAACUUACUAGUUAUCUAGACUCUUUCAACUACCAAUUUUCAUCACUACUGUAUAUUGCUGAUUGUGCCACUAAAUGUCUACUAUAUUUUAUGAUUGCACUUUUGCUGUUUUUGUUUAGUUUGUGAACAAAGACUUAGACAAAGUGCAAAAAAUAAAUCCUCUUUUGCAACCCAGAA